Pogona vitticeps (central bearded dragon) is the source of this 1633-nucleotide messenger RNA. It is a transcript of the gene CPLX1, whose product is annotated as complexin 1. NCBI's taxonomy places the organism in Eukaryota, Metazoa, Chordata, Lepidosauria, Squamata, Agamidae. Gene Ontology annotation, biological process: synaptic vesicle exocytosis; neurotransmitter transport; regulation of neurotransmitter secretion. The record is from RefSeq and is a predicted model, not a curated record. Gene Ontology annotation, cellular component: terminal bouton; SNARE complex. Gene Ontology annotation, molecular function: syntaxin binding.
AGGAGGAAGGAGCCAGCGUAGUGUGUGUAAAGGAGGGAAUAGUGUCAGUGGGAUGGUCCGGAAAUCCCGUGAUAAAAAGAGGCAGUAGUGAAAGUAAAGGCACUGUUGGCUCGUCCUUGCUCUCCGGCGGGUUCAUCUUGUCUUGUCCGGACACUAUUGGAAGAAACAGAGCGAGAGAGAACUUCUUGGGGCGGCUUCUUCCCCUGCCCUUCAGCGACGCUUUCCGCUCCUGGGUCACACAUGGACCCCGGCGAGUAGCGGACGACAGAUCUCUGAGGGGAAGCCGGCCCGGAGAAAGCGCCUUGCUUGUUUUCGCCGUUCAGGGAAGAGACACCGAGCCGCCGGAACUCGGGCGCUGUGAAAAGGGCAGGCUGCAACUCAAGAACUUGUCUCCGUUUGACUUGCAUGUGAGAAGUGAUCUGGUGAGAAGGAAUUUAAAGCCAUCACCAUGGAAUUUGUAAUGAAACAAGCCUUAGGAGGGGCUACCAAAGACAUGGGAAAGAUGCUGGGAGGAGAAGAAGAGAAGGAUCCAGAUGCUGCCAAGAAAGAAGAAGAACGGCAGGAGGCCCUUCGGCAGCAAGAAGAAGAGAGGAAAGCUAAAUAUGCCAAGAUGGAGGCUGAAAGGGAAGUCGUGAGGCAAGGGAUUCGAGACAAGUAUGGAAUUAAGAAGAAGGAAGAAAGAGAAGCAGAAGCCCAAGCAGCUCUGGAAGCAAAUGCUGAAGGAAGUCUGACACGUCCAAAGAAGGCCAUACCGCCCGGCUGUGGGGAUGAAGAUGAAGAUGAGGAUGAAAGCAUUCUAGACACCGUUAUCAAAUACCUGCCUGGUCCCCUCCAGGACAUGUUUAAGAAGUAAAUAGUUACAGACUGCCAGCCUGUCCAUGGACAGUAAAGCAAUGGAUUUCUCAUUGGUUCAAUGGGGAAUUUAUAUACUGGCCACACAUCACGCAACCUGUUCCCACCCACUGCUCCAGCCUUCCCGCCCAAUCAUUCACUCAAGUCCCGCCUCCCCACACCCAUCUUCUCCCAUCCAUUCCUUAUUUUGUACAUAUCCACAUCUAGUAGAUGCCUCCAAAUGGAUGUAAAGAUUAAGAAGCUGCAGUCUACACAACUUUUUAUUAUUAUAAAGCCAUAGUUCUACGUAUGUUCAAUAAAGACAGGUGUACAUUAAGCAGAAAAAAAGGGACAAUAGCAUGCUUGUUUUUUAUCUCCCAGCAGGAGACAGGGAGCUCACCCAACAAGAUCAACAGGUGGCUCAGGUGCUUUUUCUGUUUUUUUUUGGGGGGGGUCCCCAUUUAUUGGAGUUAUCUCCAAGAGUGGAUCAGGUCACUCUAGGCCUCCACAGCAUUAGUAUGUCCCCUUUCUAGGGCAGAACUGAAAGUAUUCACUUUUUGGGGGGAACAUUUUUGGAAGUGUCAAAGAAUGCUUUCUGAGGAUGGUGGUGGUGGCAAUGCCUAUGAAACUAUUUCUGCCCAUACACAUUGCCCUUUGUUUCCUCUCCUAAAUGACUUGAUUUGCCCUAACUGACAUCACCAUGUAACAUAUCUUGUUUUACUACAUGGUGUAGUGAUGUCAUGAAGUUCACUAUGUGAUCCAUGAUUGGUUGGAAUCAUUCAUGUAAAUUACCUAAGAAGCA